UUUUCAAGGAGAGUAACUUCUUUAUCAUCAAUCUGCGAAUGCAAAUUACAAGACUGAUAACUCGCGAGGUUUUUAACUUUUUAAUUUCAUUUGUAAUACAUUAUACUUCCAUAUUUCGUUUAGUUUUACUCUUCAGCUGGAGUUUAAUCAAAAAAUUUGCACAAAAUGAGUGAAAAUCAAAGUCCAGUGAAGUAUUUCCUUGCCGGAGGUCUAGGUGGUGUUUGUACUGUCCUAGUGGGUCAUCCUCUCGAUACCAUUAAAGUUCGAUUGCAAACUAUGCCUUUGGUCAAAGCAGGAGAAUCACCUCUAUAUCGUGGAACAUGGGAUUGUGCUGUCAAAACUGUACAGAAAGAAGGAUUCAAAGGGUUAUACAAAGGCAUGUCAGCUCCUCUGACCGGUGUAGCUCCAAUUUUUGCCAUUAGUUUUUUGGGAUAUGGCUUGGGUAAGAAAAUUUUCGCAGGGAAUAGUGAAGCCGAAUUAACUAAAUUACAAAUUCUUUACGCUGGAGCGUUUUCUGGAAUUUUUACAACCAGUAUAAUGGCACCGGGAGAGAGAAUAAAAUGUCUUUUACAGGUCCAAGAUAGUGCAAAAAAAGUCCAAUAUAAUGGCCCGGUCGACGUGAUAAAGAAAUUAUAUUCUGAAGGCGGAAUACGAUCAAUUUACAAAGGAACCUGUGCUACAUUGUUGAGAGACAUACCGGCCAGUGGAAUGUAUUUUAUGACAUAUGAAGUUAUUAAAGAAGCUCUAACGCCUGCUGAAAAACAAGAUACUUUAGGACAGAAACUUCUAAUCGCUAUUCCAGCUGGUGGCAUGGCUGGUAUUUUAAAUUGGGUUGUGGCAAUGCCAGCCGAUGUAUUGAAAAGUCGUUUACAAACUGCUCCUGAAGGCACAUACCCGAAUGGAUUAAGAGACGUAUUUAGAAAAUUAAUGGCCGAAGAAGGUGUUCCGGCUUUAUUCAAAGGCAUUACUCCUGUCAUGGUGAGAGCUUUUCCUGCCAAUGCUGCGUGUUUCAUAGGCCUCGAAUUUGGAUUCAUGAUUUUGAAUUGGAUUGCUCCAAAUUUAUAAUAUUUGGAUUUCAAAAUGUAGUAAAGGGAUAGCUUGUUCUAAUGGUUUACGUCAACGUCAUUAAUUCGAUCCUUUUCCUUACCUUUUUACGACUGAAAGGACCAAUGUCUUCAAUCUUGUGAUAAUUUAUUAAUACCUACUUGGAAAUGGUUUAACUGUUGUACAAUUGUGUAAUAUUACGAUGUACAUAUAUAUCAAUGAUGUAUUAUUUAUUUUUUGGUAUUCGUUCAAGUCUAGGAUUUUCUGAUUUUUUUCUUCUUGGUAUAUAAGCUUAUUUAUUUCAAAUGAUUUUAUGUUACAUUUUUUAUAAGCAUAAAAGAAAAUCUGCAAAUGCUUCGUUUUACGAUGUUCAAGUAAGUGUUUGUGAUGUUCGUAUUAUUUAUCUAUAUUCUGUUACCUUUUGUUACCUUGUGCUGUUUUGUAAAAUAAAAAUUUAUAACUCGGUUGGUAGGUAUAUUUUGAAAGUCUUGAGCUGCAAGUAUACAGCCAGGAAUACAUUUUCCCCGUUUAAUUCGAAUAAAAUUUGUGUUAUCAAUCGAA
This is a messenger RNA of Planococcus citri (citrus mealybug), 1605 nucleotides long. RefSeq names its product carnitine/acylcarnitine carrier protein colt, mitochondrial (gene colt). The record is from RefSeq and is a predicted model, not a curated record. Gene Ontology annotation, molecular function: O-acyl-L-carnitine transmembrane transporter activity. NCBI's taxonomy places the organism in Eukaryota, Metazoa, Arthropoda, Insecta, Hemiptera, Pseudococcidae. The transcript has 7 exons. Gene Ontology annotation, biological process: mitochondrial transport; carnitine transmembrane transport. Gene Ontology annotation, cellular component: mitochondrial envelope. Bases 166 to 1065 code for a protein of 299 amino acids.